Cavia porcellus (domestic guinea pig) is the source of this 11566-nucleotide messenger RNA. RefSeq names its product gigaxonin (gene Gan). The record is from RefSeq and is a predicted model, not a curated record. NCBI's taxonomy places the organism in Eukaryota, Metazoa, Chordata, Mammalia, Rodentia, Caviidae. The transcript has 11 exons. Gene Ontology annotation, biological process: cytoskeleton organization. Gene Ontology annotation, molecular function: protein binding. Bases 146 to 1939 code for a protein of 597 amino acids.
CUUGGAGUGCUGAGAGCCGGGCCGGGAAGGCGGGCGCGCGCGCGCCGAGUGUGUGGAGAGAGCGCGCGCCGGGACGCGAGCGGUUCGAGGGGUCGGACCCGGCCGCCUGGCGAGCCUGACCGGCCGCUGAGGAGCGGGCGCCGCGAUGGCCGAGGGCAGCGCCGUGUCAGACCCUCAGCACGCCGCGCGCCUGCUGCGAGCGCUCAGCUCUUUCCGCGAGGAGUCCCGCUUCUGCGACGCGCACCUGGUCCUCGACGGGGAGGAGAUCCCGGUGCAGAAGAACAUCCUGGCGGCGGCCAGCCCGUACAUCAGGACCAAGUUAAACUAUAACCCUCCAAAAGAUGAUGGAUCCACUUAUAAGAUUGAACUGGAAGGGAUAUCGGUAAUGGUUAUGCGAGAGAUCCUGGAUUACAUCUUCAGUGGGCAGAUCAGGCUGAACGAAGACACCAUCCAGGACGUGGUGCAGGCGGCAGACCUGCUGCUGCUGACCGACCUCAAGGCUCUGUGCUGCGAGUUCCUGGAGGGCUGCAUCGCGGCCGAGAACUGCAUCGGCAUCCGGGACUUCGCGCUGCACUACUGCCUGCACCACGUCCACUACCUGGCCACCGAGUACCUGGAGACCCACUUCCGGGACGUCAGCAGCACCGAGGAGUUCCUGGAGCUGAGUCCGCAGAAGCUCAAAGAGGUGAUCUCUCUUGAGAAGCUGAAUGUUGGCAACGAACGAUACGUGUUUGAAGCGGUGAUUCGGUGGAUCGCGCACGACACAGAGAUAAGAAAGGUGCACAUGAAGGACGUCAUGUCGGCGCUGUGGGUCUCGGGGCUGGACUCCAGUUACCUGCGGGAGCAGAUGCUGAGCGAGCCGCUGGUGCGGGAGAUCGUCAAAGAGUGCAGCAACAUCCCGCUCAGCCAGCCGCAGCAAGGGGAGGCCAUGCUGGCCAGCUUCAAGCCGCGGGGCUACUCCGAGUGCAUCGUGACCGUGGGCGGGGAGGAGCGCGUGUCACGGAAGCCCACGGCGGUGAUGCGGUGCAUGUGCCCCCUCUACGACCCCAAUCGGCAGCUCUGGAUCGAGCUGGCCCCUCUGAGCAUGCCGAGAAUUAACCACGGCGUUCUCUCUGCAGAAGGAUUUUUGUUUGUGUUCGGAGGCCAAGAUGAAAAUAAGCAGACGCUGAGCUCGGGGGAGAAGUACGAUCCAGAUGCCAACACGUGGACUGCGUUGCCACCCAUGAAUGAGGCAAGACACAACUUCGGCAUUGUGGAGAUAGACGGCAUGCUGUACGUUUUGGGCGGGGAGGACGGGGACAAGGAGCUGAUCUCCAUGGAGUGUUACGAUAUUUACUCCAAAACCUGGACCAAGCAGCCUGACCUGACCAUGGUUAGAAAGAUCGGCUGCUAUGCAGCUAUGAAAAAGAAAAUCUACGCCAUGGGUGGAGGGUCCUACGGGAAACUGUUUGAGUCCGUGGAGUGUUAUGAUCCCAGGACCCAGCAGUGGACUGCCAUCUGUCCCCUAAAAGAGAGGAGGUUUGGUGCCGUGGCCUGCGGGGUCGCCAUGGAACUGUAUGUGUUUGGGGGCGUCAGAAGUCGUGAGGACAUCCAGGUUAAUGAGAUGGUCACCUGCAAGUCCGAGUUCUACCACGACGAGUUUAAAAGGUGGAUCUAUCUUAAUGACCAGAACUUAUGCAUCCCCGCCAGCUCCUCCUUCGUGUAUGGGGCUGUGCCCAUAGGAGCCAGUAUUUAUGUUAUUGGGGACCUUGAUACAGGUACUAACUAUGACUACGUGCGUGAGUUUAAAAGGAGCACGGGGACCUGGCACCACACAAAGCCUCUCCUUCCAUCCGACCUGCGCCGCACCGGCUGUGCAGCUUUACGAAUUGCAAAUUGCAAGCUCUUCCGCCUGCAGCUUCAGCAAGGCUUAUUCCGCAUUCGUGUCCACUCGCCUUGAAGAGGGAGCGGAGCAGACGGGCGACUCUGUGCCAACUGCGCGUGCGCCGCCGUGCAGCUGGAGAUAGCGGAGGUCCGAGGUGCAGCCGAAACUUGCUCUGUGUGCCGGGCUUGGGGUGGUAACUUUGGUGGUCUUAGAACGCUUAGAAGCUUGAGCUUCUGCGCGGGUGGGAGACCAUGUAACUUCAGACUACCUAGGAGGAAGCGGGUCCUCAGGGCAGCUGUGUCCGUAGACCCUGCGGGUAAUGGUAUCUCAAGGAGAGGGAUGGGGAAGGGGUGGUGUCCAGAGCAAAGCCAGACCCUGCGGAACUCACACUGACUGCUGUGAUCCAGGUGUGUGGUGGCUUUGGGAAGCAAACGAUCCAUAUAUGCAAAUCAACAUAUCCAAACAAUACCAAGAUUGCUUUUCUACUGCACUUGGAAGGAUUUAUUAUGCCUAACCCUGCCCAGUGAAUUAAAGUCUGUGCCUAAAAUGUUAGAUUGGACUGUAUGCCAGUUAGUCUGUAUCACUAGUGCUCUGUCCUAAGAACUUUUUAAAACUAUCAUGAUGAAUUGACACUAAGAUAAAACCUCUUUUAUACUGUCUGUCUCAGCAGUGUAAAGGUCCGAUAAUUCCAUGAGUCAGUUGCAGCCCUCCUGUGACCCUAAGGGACCUUGCUAACCUCUUCGUUCCUUUCCGUGAAGACACACCAUGCUGUAAGCUCCGGAGUGGUCCUUCGGCAUUGUGAAGGGUCUCGUGCAGUGCCAUUCCUCCUUUUGUAAGAAUGAGGGUGUUAGAGGGUAGGAGAUGUUAUAGAAGAAAGACCCGAGGUAGACAAAUAACAAGAGUCUGCUACGACUUUAAAAAAAAUCCAUCAGGUUGAAAUGCAUAGGGAUCAAACCUUUUUACUAUAAACUGAAAGCACACACAGUCCCGUUUACUGCUGUCUAGUGGGGACACUUGUUCAGAAUGUGAGUCUGUGUUGAAAAGCUACUCGCUGUACUAGAAUGUUCCCGGUGCCUCUCGCUGGUGUGUUUUAGACAGAUUAUUCCGAGUAACGUUUGGCUGGUAGGAUGAACUACCUCACCUGCAUUUCAUUCUGUUCUGAUAGCGCGAGCUCCGCUUCCCUCCUUUCCUGUCGCUCACUCCCGCCUCUCUCCCCCAGGAGGGAGAGAAUUCUCCACGGGUGGACUUACCUUGUAAGACACGUUGUUUUCCACUCGAAUUGUACCACCUCGGUGUGAAAUCAGGGACUUCAAAGUGCUUGAUUACUUCAUACUUUGAAUUUUAUGCAAUAUCAAAUUUCUAAUCAAUGUGACAUAGAGUGCUUCAUUUCUAAUUAUUUUCUACGCAUUUUUUUUCUCUUACAAUGUGGCUCUAAGAAUCUUGUCCUAUGGAUGAAUAAAUGUGUAAAUGACCCUUGGUGGUGGAUUUGGGAGCACUCUCUGUGGGAAGUGCGCUGUGCCGUAACACGCAUAGGAAACACUGCGCAUGUUCCCCGGCCGGGGCGUGAAGCUGCGACCCGCACUUCCCUGUCUCUUGACCCUGCCGGAGGCAGGCCGCUCCCUCAGGCUGCACACUGGCCAGGCCCGUGGGCUCUGGGAGCAGCAGGUGCCGGGCACCUGAGCUCCCCGCCCUGGUGGGAGGCUGCUGAGAGCCCUACACUCUCUCGAGCCAGCUGGUCCAGCGUGGCCAGGGUCAGCCUAGAGCGGUGCCACGCUCGCCUCAGCCCGCUGUCCGCACAUUUCCCCCGUCCUCCGGUGUGUGACCACUCAGAAGAGAGCACUUCCUUUACAGUUAGACACUAGUUUCAGGCAGAUGGAUUCAGUGACACAGCCCCACGGGACGGACCCUGGGCCUUCCGCAGCUCGGGACCCGUCACAGCCGUGAGGGCGGCAGCGCUCUGUCCGUGGCUCCUGACACCCGGGUUCCUCGUGGCCAGGCCUCCCCAGGGCACAGCUCACGGUGGAGGGGUGAGUGGGCCCAGUGGCGAUACUGGCGCGCCUGUGUGACUUGAUAAACUCACUUGGAAAACUGUUUUAAAGUUCAGUCCAUUUUCCCUGUAGCUGCAGAACUAACGGUCUGUAAAAUCAGUCUGCCACUGAAUAUGGGAUGCAAUAACCAACAAACGCUGCUAAGUGCCAAACUGCUGCUUUAUUUUAUAUAAAUAUAGAGACAUGUAGGGCUUUAUUUAACUUUAUUAUAUUCCAAAACUAACCAACUUUUUUGUAAAUUAUACUCAUUUCAGUAUUGUGAAAUAGAUUAUCGUUGGUUUCGUGCAGGUUUGUGUUCUCACAUUCCACUUAGGCCUCGGAGGUCAUUUCCGGGUAAGGUUGAGGGUGCUGCCCCUUGGGGCUGCAGCCCAACCAGGUGUGUUGCACUGGCAGCCGAGGACGGGUGGUAAAGUGGUCAGCGCGGAUGUCCCUGGCAGCGCAGCCGUCCUCCUCUCCCUGCCGUCGCCGUUGCUGUGGGGUAUCGUCUCGGGCUGCCUGCGGGAGGUGGAUUAAGGCACGCUAGCAGGGGGCCGCCGUCUGAAGUGGGCUGCUCUGUUUGUUUCUCUGUCUAACACAUCCAGCCGUAGGUGUUUUAAGGGACUGAUUUAAUGUCUUAUUUUGGAAGUGCCGCUCUGCUACGAGAGGUUAUGGGCGAGCGAGGUGUGCACGGUGGGGCCGCGUGUGUUUCCCGGGGAGCUGUAGUUCGCACCAGCAUGUUCCUGUCUCCUGGUGCUUCUGAGCAGCGCUCGCGCCUGUGACCUUCCGUCUGUUCAUGACUAAAUAGGGAACUGCCGGCCAGUGCAGCUAAGUUUUGCCUGGGGUUUGCAUGUCUCUUUGUUAGCAGAAUUAAAAGUAGCCCUUAACAAGCAGGAGCUGGUGCACAGUAAAGAUGCGGCUGAAGGGUGUUAGCUUUGUGCUUCUCUACCUUGAGGAGCCGACAGCUCGUGUGGGCCUGCGUCCGGUGUGUUCCGUUCCGUUCUGUUCUGUUGCCCCGCUGCUUCUCUGCGGCACUUUCUUCCUUGAUGGUGUGCAGGGUCUUUUUAGGCCGGGGAGACAGCUCAGCAGUGCAGCGCCAGCCUGGCAAGCCCAAGGUCCUGAGUGCGAUUCCUGGUACCAAAAAAAGUCUUUGUAGUCUGUAGCGAGGGAAGACUCCCUGCGAAGCACAAGAAACGCAUCCUCCAUCGAUACGAUGCAGACAGGGCUGUCCUAGCAAGGGCUCUGUGCACUGAAGGGCAGGGGUCAGCUUCCCCUGCUCCCCCAGACUCUGUUCACUCCUUUCCUAUGCUGUGACCCCCGCAGGUGUCCAGAAGUGUCCCAGGGAGAGCCAGGAGCUCUGCAAUGACCCUGCUGACACGAGUUCCCUGGAGGGUGCAAGGGGGACUUGUCUGUGCAGACCUAAAGGUGCUGGGAAGGCCUCAUGGAGGGAAAGGAAGCUGCUGUCCUCUGUAGCCGCCCCAAGGGAGCCCGUGACAGCAGACAGGCCUGGCCAGGCCCAGGCCACAGAGGUCACCCAGCUCCUUCCAAGAGUGGCGCCCAGCAGCAAAGCAAAUGUCACCUUGCCGUCCCUCGCUGACUCGCUGGUAAACUCACGGAGUGGGGCAAGGACCCCUCCAGUCACCACAGAGCCGGUGCCUGCACACAGUAGGUGCUUAGUGUCUGACAAGGGAUGCCAGGACCCUUGCGGUCACGGAGAUGCUCUCACUGGGAGAAAAGCGGUUUUGCUGGAUUUUAAGUGGACAGCUUUGUACCCACGAGGGCUGGCCUUGGGUAGAGAGAGGAGGAAGCUAGCAUCAAAUAAAAACUACUACAAAGUGCCUCCUACAUGCCACGCACAAGCCUGCGUUCUUCAUGUGCGCCCUGGGGUGCCCAAGACCUGUGCUUGGCUCCCCAGCAUGCCUUGCCCCAGUCCCUGAGUGCCAGGUUUUUGUCAGUGACCAUACAGCAGGGUCAGAGAACAGAAAUCGGGGUCCCUUCGGGAAGAGAAAGGGGCCGCCCUGCAAAGAGUGAGGCAUCCUCUUCCUGCACGUCGUCAGCGGGGGAGAGAGAAGGCCUUGGCACGCGGAGGAAGUGGCUGUGUAGCUGUGACAGCCCCUGAAGUACACCCCGCCUCUUCCGCUCCUCAGUGACCACAGGCCGCCGUGCUGUCAGGAGGGAACAGGAACCAGGGUCUCAUUCUCCUGGCCCGAAAGUCUCCAUGGUACUGAACUUUAAAGACCUUCUCUAGAUUAUUUUUUGCUGAUAAAACUUUUUAAACUUGUAUUUUUCAAGAGUACUUCUAUUGUUGCUUUAGUUUGAAAAAUCUCCCCGUGUAUCAUAGUUGCAUUUAUGUGAGGUGAGGAGGCUGCUUUAUGCCUCUGAGCCCCUCAAUCGGAAGCCUACAGUGUAGGAACCAGCACCUUUUCCACCUUGUCAUCGGAAUUCUCCACGUGAUUGCAUUUUUAACUCUCUUUCCCAUGAGACCAAGUGUCUGAUAAAGCCUGCCUUUUUUUGGAGGAAACAGCCAGUCUUUUAAAUUGCUGUCUGGGUGAAGUUCGGCCUCAUGAUAAAUUCUGACGCUCUUGUGGCCCAGCAGGGUGCGCUGACUCGCGCUGUCAGAAGCCAGUGUGCUUUGAGAUCCUGGUUUGGAUCCGAGGAGGCCCUGGAGCACAGCAGUGAUGCCCCACAGACUUGGGACACACCAGGGAGAUGGAAGGGCAGGCAGCCAGGUGAGGGGACCCAUGAAAGAAAUGGCCACUUCAUCGGGGUACAGAGGCACAACCUGAAAUCCCAGCAUUCGGGAGGCUGAAGCAGGAAGAUCUGGGCCCCGCAGGGAUGGAUGGGACCUGGUCUCAAAAGAGAGGGGAGCAGAUGAGCUGAGAUCCUGGUUCAGUCCCCAGGACAGAAGAAAGAAGUGGCCAUCCACUCCAGACGCAUCGAACCCCAGGUCCACCUGGGCUGGUUUUCUCCUUAGUGAUAAUUGCCUUUCAGUACCAGGAAUCAAACUCAGAACCUUGCACUUGCCCGGCAGAUGCUCGUGCCGCUGAGCUGUAUCCUCAGCCCCUCUCUAGUGAUCCUGAGUAGGGCCCUCUUUUCAGCAUGUCGGUACCAACAGGCUUAGGUCCCUCCCAUCAGACCACAAGAAGAUGUCCGCAGCUGUGCCACUUAGCGUCGUGGACCUGACUUAACAGGACUGCGCCCUGGCCCUGCCGUGCCUCCUGCCUGAGGGGAGGAGGUGACAUGCCUGUGUUCCCCUGUGCUCUGUGUUGACAGGAAACACUUCUCGGCUACCUCCCUGUGGAGUGUUGUGCUUGAUCCCCUGCCAGUUCCAAAGAAUUCAACACAUUCUGCCCUUCAGCAGAGGCCUGGAGGCAGGCAGUGCGCGGCCCUGAGGAGCACAGUUCUCCAGGCGGGCUGCCACCUUCCUGCUGUGUGCAGAAUUGGAACUUUUAAUCAGGAGGGCAGUGAUUGUGUUGCAGCCACUGCAGAAUGCGUGCUUGAAGCUCAGCUUGGACUGCACAGGGUCUUUGAAGGGCUCCGUUUCCAUGCAGCAGGAAGGGGACCUAUUUAAACACUGCUGUGUAAAGAGGCGGGGCCUCCCCGCUGGUUAGGGUCAGCAGGGAAGACAGUCUGUGUGCAGCGGGACUGGCCCUGGCGCUCAGGGGCUCGCCGCCCCGAUGCUCCUGUCCUCUGCGGUGCUUGCUUCUCGGGAAUCCCCAGUGUCAGUCGGAAGGUGGACUCAUGGUCCUAUCCCUCGUCUGUGAGUCAGCUCUCGUGGCCCAGGACUCCACGGUGAGAGGCUGGGCGUUUCCUGAGCACAAGUGUGGGCGUGGAUGAGUGGUGCAGAGGUGCACUGUGCUGCAGUCGGGACCGCUGUGCUCUGUUCCACACGUGGGGGGUCCCCACUUCCUCCUGCACCUGUGCCUUCUCCACGCCACGUGCAACAGGCUCCUUCCCACUCCAGAUGGACAGCCCGCCCUCCACAGUGACCUCAUGGUCAGCACAGUCCUGUGUGACCGGCUUAGGUGGGAGGCUCCUCAGUAGUCAGGAGUUAAACCCAUGCCUCAAGGCCAUGAGCACUCAGAAUAACUUCAGUUUGGUGAAAUCUAAACUUCAUUAAUUACUAAGGUAUAAUUUGAGCCCAGCAGACAUGGUAGUGCAUGCCUCUACUCCCAGGGCUCUGUGAGGCUGAGGCAGGAGGGCCACAAGUUUGAGCCCAACCUGGGAAACAGCAGUUUAGUGAGUCCCCGUUUCCAAAUUUUAAAAAAGGGCCAGGCAUGGUGGUACACGCCUGUAAUCCUAGUGCUCGGGAGGCUGAGGGAUGGGGAUUGCCUGGGUCAGCAGGAGCUCGGCCACCUGGACAACAAAGUGAGAGCCUAUCUGAGAGAAGAAAAAAAAAGAACUGGGGACCGGCCGGGGUAUAGCUUAGUGGCACAGCACCUGCCUGCCAGCCCAGGGUCCUGAGUUCAAUUCCAGGCACCAAACAUAACAAAGAGCUGGGAGUGUAGCCCAGGACAAAGGCCCUGGCGUUCAGUCGGCAGACUGGAAAAGGAAAAAAGGCUGUAUGGUCGUGGGCUUUCCAGAGUGAGGGGCUUCUCUCCAGGUGACAGUGACCCAGCAGACCCAGGCCCUUCCCACGAGCGAUGUCUGGGGAGCAAGCCUCCCUUCCCCCUUCUCCAGCGAUGGUGAGGGGUCUCCCUGACCCUGAGCUCAUGCUUUCCCCAGUGUCCCCGCAGGCAGAGGUGAGGAGACUCACAGCUUCCUUUCUGACCUGUCCAGCAUGCGGGCGACCUCGUCCCGACUGUCCUCCUCGGGCCUCGCCACCACCUGCGUUCCAGUGUCUGUGCCACUUGAGAUCUGAGGCUUGUAUUUCUCUGCAUGUUUAUGAAAUUCUUCCCUGUGGACCUGUGCACCCCUCCAUGUCGUUGGUUAUGUUCAGGGUGACUCUGUGCCUGGAACAGCCCCAAAAUGCGCAUGCAGACUGUCAGAGGUGGUGAUAAGCAGGGGCCCUCUGCUGGGAGUCGGCCCAAGACAUCCUCCGUUUUUGGGUGACAGCAGGACGCCGUGCUUUGCCCAGCACAGGGCUGGCCUCAGAGCCCCUUGAGGUGGUCCUGCGGCAGUGGGGCGGCCACCGCCGGCUCUGCCUUGACUCCGGGGUGCACAGCACCCCCCCCGUCCACAGCUGGCCUGUGGGUUCUCCCGCGUCCUGCCCAGUGCACUUGUGCUUCUCGCCCUCGCUGCCUGUCAGGUGGCCGAGCUGGCCUUGGGCUGGAGACCUUCGAUCUGAGCUCGGGUCGGUUUCUCCCGCGGCCACCCACCCGGAGGUGCGCCUUCCCCCUGGGGAGGAGGGCAUUGGUGUCCUGUGUGUGAGAACCUUCUUAUUUACACCCGCUUUUGGCAGUCGCCUGCAGCCUCCAUUUCCCGGCCUGGUUCUCUAACUACCUGACUUGUGUAGCAAAGAAAAGAGGAAAGGGGGACACGAACAUCCUUCUUCUGGUGCCCCAGACCUUUGUGUCCUCUGGGGGCUUGUGGGGUGCCAGGCCUGUCUCCUGCACCCCUGGAGCUCCCCGGGUGUGGCCCGCAGCCACCUUGCUGCCUGCCCAGGCAGGGCCCGGGCCACCCUGCUACCUCAGCCUGCACCCAGGGCAGCCCCUGAGCCAGUGCGGUGCUGCACCCUGAGGAGGCCGGGUGGGUCCUGUGGGCAGGACGCAGCUCCGUGUCCUGGGGUGCCUUUCAGAGAACACCCUGGGACCGAGGUCUCCACCCUACACUGCAGAUCGGGAGUUGAAUCUAAAAUCAGAAUUCUUGUUUACAAUGAGAGAGAGAGAGCGAAAAAGAGACCAGGUUUUUGUAUUUUUGCCAGAAGAAAUUUUUGCUUAAAUAGAAAUCCCAGAAAAUGUUUUUUGUAUUAUUAAUCUAGGGCCGGGGAUUUAGCUCAGCAGCAUAGGCGCCUGCCUGGCAAACACCAGGGCGCAAGUUUGAUCCCUGGUACCAAAAAAUAAAUAAAAAUAAAACCAAAAAUAUUAUUAAUCUAGCAUAGUUCAUUGAACUGGAGUCUGAUGCUUUAAAAAAGAAUCAGGCGGAUGUGGUUCCAUCAGCUUCAGGACUGAGGAACUCCCCCCCCCCCCCCGCCAUCCCAGGGUCUACAGUUCUCUCCAAGCACAGUGGGAAUCGGGGGGCGCUGAGUGACUUCUGCUGACCGAGGUGCCUGUGAGGCAGGCCCCGGCGGUUUCAUUCAGCGCCUUUUCCCGCGGUGGGGUGGGGUGGGGUGGGGGGUCUUUUCCUUGUGAACCCCCUGGUAACCCAGCUUUAGUCGGUUCCUGCUGUGUGCUCAAGUCCCCCAUGACAGGGGGUGGUGUUCUGUGUCCCUCUCUCUGUGGCCUGUGACAAUCAUUUAAAAAAAAAAAAAAAAGCUGUGGCUUCAGUGCAGUGGCCAGCACUGUCGUGGCCCGUUCUGUGGUUUGGGGUGGCCAAUCCCAGAGUUAGUGGGCCCCCCAGAGCUCCAUCCUUCUCAGACCUCAUCCCCACGCUGUGUCACCAGUGCUGAGCCCGGUGUGCUGUCUGUAGGGACCUGUGUUCUGUCUCUGUCACCACCAGAGGAGUCUGCCAAGGGAACUCCUUACCCCAGGACUGUGUAUUCUGUUCAGUGCUCCCAAAUUCCAGGUCCUGUAGCACAGCCAGCCCGCACCUGCCAGUGUCAUGUGGGGCGCUUAGUGUGUGACUGUCACCAUCCAAAGAACUGGGUUUUAGGGCACACUGGAUUUGUUGUUUUGGAUGCAGUUAAUGCCAUGAAGAAAAUGCCAUAAAGACCACAUAAAUUCCAGAUUCCAAAAACACCGUCCCCAAGGACAUCCCUUCAAUGCAGAUCUGUUUGAUGUGUCUGUAUCUUUUCUGGCCUGGUACUCACAGAUGGUUUUUAAUUUAAGCCUUGUAUGUAGGAAAGUUCGAAGUUGCGAGGUCCACUUUGACAUAUAUUCAGAUCGAGGUUGUUUUGUGUGUGACACAGUGCUUUUCAGACAGUCUCCUGCUGAAAAGCAGUCGUUUGCAAUGAACAUACAUAAAUUAAGCACAUUUUACAGAUAGCUCAAAGUAUUUGGAGAUUGCACCUUGUGAAACUGUACUCCCAGAAUCCAGUGGGCUCGUACGGAAACUGUGCUGGCUUGCUUUAGUGGACUGUCUCUGUCACAGCCAGAGGUACCGGGGGAUUCUGGGCGUGAUUCUCUGUCGCUUUGCAGGUAUGAAGUUUAGUGAAGUUAGACGUCACUUUGAUUAUGACCUUUCGUACAAAGUUGCUUUAUGGUUUACAAAUAACACUGGCACAGAAGGGCACGUGGACUUCCUCACGUUAAGCCGCAGGCACUUUGUUUCUAGGCGCGGUGUCGUGGGGUCCCUGUGCCCGACCACGCCCGGGGGCAGGACGCCUCUGCCAUUGUGCUCUGGUACCAAGGAUCAGUGAAAAUGUUUUAUCUUUUUUACGUAGUUUGUAUUGACUGGAUUUUAUAACUGUAAGAAAACAGAAAGUGUUGUAUUUUGAUCUGAAAUUUGUGUAUGGUACAAGUAAUUUUGUUUUCUGUGUUGGAAGUUCAUUUAAAACUUGAAAUAUUUUCUAGAAGGGUACUGAACAAAAUGGAUUGUCUCUAAGCUGUUUAAUUAACCUAAUAAAAGAAUUCGACGGGAA